AACCAAGCCAAACAAACAGUGCUACACACCCCUACCCCGUAAGUCAACAGAACUUCAUAGGAGAAUUGCUUUCGUGGGUUGUCAAAGACAAAAAUUACCAGCACAGCAGUUAUGGGAGUUAGAAGUCAGGCUAGUUUAGCCACGUUAAAAUCACUGCUAUAUUCCACACUGCUACAAACUUGCACGAAAAGAUAAAAAUAGCCAGAAGCAAAAACGUUGGAUGUAAUUUCGUCUCUUUCGGCCUUUUAGUCGUCUGAAAGCCUCCAACUCGCGAGCAUAGUUUCGUAGCAACUUAGCUAUGUACAAAUGUUUCUGUAUUUACAUACUUCGUAGUUGUAGGAAUUAAGAUGCUUUGAACAAAGAUAAGAAGCCAUGCAAACCAAAAAAACAAUACAAGCGAAAUAAAUCAAUAUUACUAUUAGUACACUCUGAGGGUGCAAUAUACGCAUGUAGAUAUGGAAGAAAAAUUUUAGUAAUAUUAACACCUUAAUAAAAGCAUUAAUUGCAUGGCACCUUGGAGUUGGAGGAAUCCUUGCACCUCAGGGGCAACCGAUAGCGACGAGUCGCCACAAACAACAUCGCCCGUACGAAAGCGCUCUCAAAGUGGGUUUGCCGGAAACGCGCAUCAGCGUGAAAAUGGCACAGAGUCAACGAACGGUACCAGCACUUACCAGAAGCCAUAUUCAAACCCAAAAACCAAACAUACCACCCCGGUGCUCUUUUCUACAAAUAGCGGACUACAUUUACGUGUCACGAAACCUAAGUUCAAACCUUGUGCACCUACUGGGGUAUGUAUGUGUGGUGGCACAGUCGGACCGAGAUGUAACGCACUCAAUAUAACCGGAUGUAGUUGUGCCAUUGAGAGUGGCAUUGACACACGUUUGCCCGCUUCCUGUAUUUAUGAAAUACAUUUCUGUGAUUUGGAGCGUUGGAGUACGAAUCGCGCUAACACCAUCUGCCUCGAAGAUACUUUUAUAGUGUCAAGACGCAACAAUAGUCUACCCAGCUCCAAUAUGUCGUCCGCUGAUAGAGACAAUACUAUCUUUAAAAGCAGAAACCAGCGCAGCGGAAGCAUUUUUUGCGUGCCCAGCGGCAGUCGGCAUGCACUCGUAAUGCCGCAUAGAAGCCUUUACCAACGCAGCACAAGCAUACAAAGCACAUUUGAACGAUUUGGUGUGCAGUGAAGAGAUAUUGAUAAUGAAAGGGAAUUUAAACCUACUGAACUAAAACCUCGGAGUAAUUCAAAAACAGAAAUAGACAAAUAGUAAAUUUUUGUAAAUAUAUGAGUGACUUUUUUAUGCUUAUCUAAUCCAAUAAAUUGAUUUAAAAAAAAAAAAAUGUAAUCUUGGUGCUUUCUUCGUGCUCAGUUGCUGAUGCUUUGUUGCAUUUGAAAUGGCUCAUGAUGAGCAAGCAGGCAUAUUCGUCCUUAUAUUCGCGUGGAACGUGAUGCUUUCAUAAGAACUCUGCAGAAUUUAUUGCAGUUCGAAUACAUACAUCCUUUUUGUGGUUGUCAUCGUCGACAUCUGUCGGUAUUGGUCUCGUCGUUAUCGGUAACAAAUGAUUGCUGUUGCAUUACAUAAAUAUGUCUGGCCUAACCUAGAGUUAGUUCCUGAACUCGAGCCACUCCAUAACCCCAAACAAAAACCUACGAAUCAUAGGCAUUCUCACUGGAUAUUGCUGGCUAAAACAUCUGCAGAAGUUGGGAAUCUGGUAGAAUGACCUCUGUCGUUUCUGCAAUUCAACUGAGCGCACCAUUGCAUCUGCUCUGUGAAUGUGGUCAAAGAGAGAGCGCAUCCGCUCCGUGCCGACAGUGUAUAAAAUUAUCCUCACCGCUACCUUCCUCCCCUCUGCAUCUUCCAUUGUUUCCAAGAGAGAAAUACAAAACUCAUUGAAACAAUAUUGAGUUCUUUUUUUACUUUUUACAAAUAUUCUUGUUUUAAAACUUUAUUCAUCAUUUUCACACUUUAUUUAUGUAUAUUUUUUUUUUUUGGAUUUUCAUGUGUGUUAAGCUAUUUGCAAAUUGUAUAUAAUUAACACUAAAAAUACUUACUUUAAACAUAUUUGCAGAAUUCACCACCACAUUUCAUUAAUUCGUUUUCCAAAUUUUAUUUUUUUUUUUUUUUUUACUUUAUCUUUUUUUGUAUUUUACUUUUACUUAAGAUUUACUGCAGCGUUUUAAUUUAUCAUUUCAUGCAUACAAAUUGCAAAAAAAAAAAUUCACAUCUUCAUCACGAAAUAUUACCGUGGGCAUACGCCUAAUCACGAUGAUCACGUUCAUCAUCGGCUUCAAUGACAUUUAUUGCAUAAAAGUGUGCAUUCAUUGCCUAUAUCGUCUUUCACACCCUUAAUAUGUACGACGUAUUCAAAAUUUUAAUUUCCAUGCUUUCAAUUUAAGCUUAUGUUUAUGUAUGUAUGUAGUCUAAAUUGCUAAAUUAACUUUUUCAUGUCUCGCUUGUUAUGCAAACUAUUUUAUCUUUUUCUUAUUUUGUCAAGUGAGUAAUUUAAGUUAUGUAUGUAUGUGUAUAUUGUGCUCUAAUUCAAAUUAAUUUGCGGAUUCUUCAAACAUUUAGCGCUAUUUGAUCGUUUUACAUCAAAUGUCAUGUAUGUAUGUAAGUUUUUUUUUUAGUAUUAGCUGACUUUUUCGUUUUUAAUUCAUACUGAUAUUUCAGCAUUAAUUUUUGAUUCGACUUUUAAGUUUUUACAAUGCUUAAAAAAAAAAUCUUAAACAAAGUUAACUCUAAUUUUUGGGAUAUGAAAAAUAAGACUAAACCGCUCUAAGGACACAAAAGUUAGGAAGAAUUGAAACGCGUAGCUAUGAAAAACGAAGAAAAAUAUUGUAAGCACAAUACAAUGCACACAUGUACGUACAUACAUAUAUUUUUUGUACA
Molecule: messenger RNA, 2888 nt
Organism: Rhagoletis zephyria (snowberry fruit fly)
Lineage: Eukaryota; Metazoa; Arthropoda; Insecta; Diptera; Tephritidae
Source: RefSeq, a predicted model, not a curated record